This is a messenger RNA of Zychaea mexicana, 381 nucleotides long. RefSeq lists its product as uncharacterized. Lineage: Eukaryota; Fungi; Mucoromycota; Mucoromycetes; Mucorales; Lichtheimiaceae. The record is from RefSeq and is a predicted model, not a curated record. Bases 1 to 381 code for a protein of 126 amino acids. The transcript has 2 exons.
AUGAACGUGACUAGAGGCCAAGCAGCCUGCAUGUUCUUUCAGCAAGAAUAUAACCUGGAGAACGAAAAGAAGCUUUUGGACAAGAUAGACAGCAUUGGCGAUGUCGACAUUUGCUUCAUGAAAGAUCCUACCGAGCCGUUCCUGCUUUACAUCCCCAAAAUCCACAGCUCAACCCCACAGGUCGUCCACUUCUUGAACGAAGUAUUUCUGUCGUACAAUCCCUACAACGAUGUAGUAUAUGAGUAUCGCAAGUACUCAAAUGAUAUGAUCUUAGAAGUGGCCCAUCGACACACAGCCAUGUUCGAUAACAAAAACGCGGUAGGGUUUGGCAAAUGGUGUUCGACCCAAGGAAUCCAUUUCUUCAAGGGGGACUGGCCAUAG